Molecule: messenger RNA, 1462 nt
Organism: Habropoda laboriosa
Lineage: Eukaryota; Metazoa; Arthropoda; Insecta; Hymenoptera; Apidae
Product: rhotekin-like
Exons: 5
Coding region: 1-1413 (470 amino acids)
Biological process (GO): septin ring organization; mitotic cytokinesis; actomyosin contractile ring assembly
Cellular component (GO): actomyosin contractile ring
Source: RefSeq, a predicted model, not a curated record
AUGGCGCCACGUAAAAAAAGUAUCGGAGGAUUGCGCGGUUCAACGAGUAAUGUUUCAGACAAAGAAAAUAAUUAUUUGCGUUCGUUGAGCGAUUAUCAAGCACGAGUUCGAAGGCGAGAGAGUAUUCGAAAUUGUAAAAAUGUAGCGGAAUACGAUUUGAGGAGAAAAAUUGAUUUAGAAAUUAAAAUAAAAGAAGGCUCCUCGAGACUAUUAGCUGCUGCGCGGCACCCUACACAAAGUUUGGAGGCGGCACGUGCUUUGUUCACUUCAAGCAAAAGAAUGUCUACCUAUAUGGUUGAGUUACAACAUCGUAAAAGGGAUACGUCGUUAAAAGCGAGCAUUACCGAAAAUAAAGGGAAGUUAUCUAUCUCGGAUCUUAGAUUUCCUUUGAUGUGGAGAGAUUCCGAUCAUUUUAAAAAUCGCGGAGAUUACCGAAGAUUUGCCGUUUUUUGUAUAAUACGAGUUGGCGCAGAAGUUCACGAUACGAGCUUGUUUUAUCCCAUUGAUAGAGAACAAACAGACAUUUGUUUUUCUGACGUUUUAUUAUUCGAUAAUGUUCCAGCUGAAUUCGAAUUGACUUUAGAAAUCUACAGUCACAUUUUACAAGAAGAUCUUAGUAUUGCCAGUACUCCGAGAAGAAUACGAAGAAGUAUUCAUUCUUCGAUUUCAAGAACUGUAGGUAGAAAGUUGGCGGCAUCUCUACGAGAUGAAUACGGGUCUAGCAAAGUACCGCAAUUCGAUUUGGUGGCCUAUGCAAAGAUGACCCUUGACGAUACCGAUGGGAACAUACGUUCACAUGACUUAACGUUGAACAGUGUUGAGAGUAAAGUUCACGCUUUACCGCUUUUCGGUCACUUCUGCUGCCGUUUAGCUAUUCAACCACAUUACAUGGAUAAAGAAGUUCGCGCAGAGUACGUAAUCAUAAAUAAUCAACGGUGUUGGGCACGAUUGCAAGGUUUCCAAAUUGAAGCUUGGAAAUCAAAAAAAUACUUGGAAAAAUUUGAAAAACCCACGUAUACGAUUUACGUAAAUAAGGGAACGAUCGUUCGACGAUCGAAAUCAAAGAAAAAUCAAUUACGUGUAAUCAAUCAUGUAGAUGGAAACGAAACAUCUGACAUUAUAGAAUUAUGUUCGAACGAAGAUGUUCAAAAAUGGUUCGAACAAUUGGCAACGUGUGUUAAAGAACACGCGAGGUGGAAACAUACUGUGAUAAGCCUUCAGGGAAUUUCAUGUUCCGAGACCUCGAACGGAAAUACAAAUAUGAGAAAUUCUUUCAACGACAACGUAAAGCAACAAGGAUCACUCUAUGAUGAAACUCCUUUAACGGAAUCGACAUUUCCAAAUUUGGUUUCGAAGAUUACGAUGCCGAAAGAACCGUUUAAAUUUAUCUCCAAGUGUAGUAAUAAUACAUAGCACAUUCAUAUGACACGAUGAUAACAUCGAUUGUUUCGUUAAGAUCCCA